Messenger RNA from Melampsora larici-populina 98AG31, 555 nucleotides. RefSeq lists its product as uncharacterized. The transcript has 2 exons. NCBI's taxonomy places the organism in Eukaryota, Fungi, Basidiomycota, Pucciniomycetes, Pucciniales, Melampsoraceae. Bases 1 to 555 code for a protein of 184 amino acids. The record is from RefSeq and is a predicted model, not a curated record.
AUGGAACAUCGUGCUACCGCUCCGUUGUCCACGCAGACUUUUGGUGUUCAACUUCGCAAAAAGAAGGCCACAUAUCCUCAGCGAGUCCACUCGCAUUCCAGAAAAAAGAAAACUCCAGAUGAGAGGACCCUUAGCACCGCUCGUAGGGCUCUCAGGGUCGCACGCUACAAGAAGGGCGUCGUUUAUCGGAAGCUCGUUGCUGGCGACACCAAUGCUGAUACCAAGGAGUUGAAGUACAAAGUUCCGUCGAGGCUUCCCCGAAGGCAUGAAGAGCCAUUACUCCAUGCUGUACUCCGCAAAAAUACUUACGAGGCGAAGAUUUUGUUGGAAAAAGCUAUCUUAGUGGCUAACAUGAUUGUGAUAAGGCUCCAAGCAACUAUCGGUAAUCAAUUAAAUAGAAUACGAUGCAUCAAUGAAGAGCCUUACGAAUUCAACACCAUUAUCAAAUUAUUUCAAGGAUACGUUACAAGAGAUCAAUCAUCAUCGAAUCACUUACUUAUUUGUGGUCCAGAUCGUCGCAAUGAAUACACCACUACCUGGAGGGAUAUUACAUAA